Molecule: messenger RNA, 4200 nt
Organism: Pseudopodoces humilis (Tibetan ground-tit)
Lineage: Eukaryota; Metazoa; Chordata; Aves; Passeriformes; Paridae
Gene: TIMM21
Product: translocase of inner mitochondrial membrane 21
Biological process (GO): protein import into mitochondrial matrix
Cellular component (GO): TIM23 mitochondrial import inner membrane translocase complex
Source: RefSeq, a predicted model, not a curated record
GUAAAGGUCCAGGUGGGCUUCUGAGCUGGGGCAGCGGCCGCUCGGAGCAGCAGGCUGCCCGGGCACUUCCCCGAGGGUUCCGCGGGGGAGCGGUGGCGAGCGGCACAAACUCUCCGUUCGGCUCGCCUGCCCCGGCCGUGCGCCUGUGAGGGCGGCAGGAGCCAUGGCCGGGGUGCUGCCCCGGGCACUGCCCGCCUCCCUCGGGCGGGGCUGCCUGGGCCGCUGGCUGCUCGCCCCUCGCGGGUGGGCGCUCCUGGGCACCGGCACCGCCACCGGGUCCUGCUCCUGCCUCAGGUGGCGGCACCAGCCCCCGCUGCUGCUCAGGGCCGCCCGUCAGAGCAUCGGGACGCAGACGGGAGGGCUGAAAGCUGCAAAACCUGGCGGUGAUAGCAAAGAUGUGUCCGUGCAAAGGGCGCUGAACGAGGAAACGCUGGUGUCGGCGGCACAGAAAGUGAAAGAAGCUGGAAGAGACUUUACCUAUUUUAUUGUGGUGCUUGUUGGAAUUGGUGUUACAGGUGGUUUGUUCUACGUCAUUUUUAAAGAGCUAUUCUCUUCUUCUAGUCCAAAUAAGAUCUAUGGAGAUGCCUUGGAGAAAUGCAGAUCUCACCCCGAGGUAAUUGCUGUUUUUGGUGACUCAGUCAAAGGUUAUGGAGAGGCAACAAGAAGAGGCAGACGACAGCAUGUCAGUCACAUUGAAUACGUAAAGGAUGGACUGAAACAUCUGCGUUUGAAGUUUUAUAUUGAGGGCACUGAAUCGGGGAAACAGGGAACAGUCCAUGUGGAAGUCAAAGAGAAUCUUGAAACAGGAAGAUUUGAGGUUCGCUACAUUUUUGUGGAUGUUGAGACCUAUCCGAGAAGAACCAUUGUCAUAGAGGACAACAGAUAGCCGAUGAUGAAAGCUGCUGCCUUAUCUCACAUUGGAUAAUGUUGUUGCAGACAGUCUACACAAGAAUUGUGUGGUGUUGCCAAUUGUGUCUUGCAGCUUCAGGGCUGUGUUACCGGAAGUAGCCUCUCAGGGCCUCCACUAAGGACUUUUGAUAAUAACAGAUACAGGAUUUAAAGUGAAACCAAUGAAAUAUAGCAGAACUAUCAUGGCAGAUAUUCUUGACAUGGGAAAAUAAUGCCUCCUAAUAAACAGUUUAAUCAUGGGCAAUAGUUCUGCACACCCAAUGCCCAGAUUUUCCAAGGUUUUGGGUUUGGAUGAGGAGUUUUUUGUCUUUCUUGGUUUGGAUUUCGCACUACCAUUGCAUAAAGAAAGGGGUAGUUUAACUGUAGACAGAACUCUACUGUUUUCAUUUUGGAUACAUUUGUAGGUAAGAAGGUAAAAUAAGAAUGUUAGUUAUGCAAAAGAGCAUGUAAAGGUAGGAAUGGUGGAGGCACACACCCAUGACAGACAACUAAAGAUAAAGACUUGAAUAUUGGUGUCUUCUAAAUAAAUUACCAGCAAACAGAAUACCACUGCCAUCUGCUCAUUCCAGUGUUUGCCAUGCUGCUCUGCAUGGUUGUCACAAGGUGGGGAUUGGCCUUUUCUCCCAGGCAGCUACUGACAGAACAAGAGGACAUGGCCUCAAGCUGUGUCAGGGGGGAUUUGGGUUGGACAUACCUUCAAAAUGUUUUGAAAACCACAAUAUUCCAUUUAAACUUCUCUCUUUCCACCUUGUCUGCAUCUACAUGUUAUAAACACACAUGAGGUGUUCGUCAGGGUAUGUCUUUCGUCUGUAAAGUGCUCAGCAUUAUUUUCUUUUGCUGUCUGCAUCAACUUGCUAGCUAAGCAGAUUUACCAGGGUGCUUCUGUAUAUUUCAUGAGUGGGGGACACAGCUGCGAAGGACAUCACUUCUCCUGUGUUGUGAAAAAGCUGAGAAUAUGCUUGAUAAAAUGAAGACAAAAAAGUAGCAGAAGAAAUCCACUUUUAUCUGACCUUAGAUGUAUUAGUGUUGUUAAUUUGAACAAAUGAGAAAUACAAGGCUCAAAUGCUUUCCAAUCUCACUGGAGGAAAGCUUUUUGGAAUCCUUUUUUCUCUGAACACCUCUUCAAUGAAGAAAAAAAACCCUAUGGCUUGAUUUAUCAACUUUGCAGUAGCUAGAUACCUAUCACCUAGCAAGAUUAUUUGAGUCCCUUGAAACUUCAGGAGUCUUAAAGCUUUAUAGGAAUAUAGGUUGUCUGCAGAAAAAAAAAUGCUAAACAUAUUUUGCUAACAGAAGUCUUAUGGGAGCUGAUUAUUUCUUUCCAUAUUCUUCCUGAGGCUGAAGUUCUCAUGGUCUUUAUGGACCAGGCUGGUACCCAUGCUUAGAAAAUUUUCAUAAAUUCUGUUUCAUGCAAACAUAUAUGGAGGCACCUUAAUCAAAAUUAGGUGAAGAUUAGUUGAAAAACAUCUGGAAUAGAGAACAUUGGUCUCUUGUGAAGUAUUACUUGUGAAGUAGUUUGCACUGGAGGGGAACAUCUGCAUUUACUGAGUUUAAACAUAAUGUUUUAGAAUACCCCUUUUGUAAUUCUGAAGAGUGUUAGCCUCAAUUUUCCUUAUGAGGCUGCCCCUCCUUCGUUGGAUCAUUGCACUGCCAGUAAGUCACGCAGAGAUCCUUCUCCAUGGCAAGGAGCUCAGGGUUCCAUCCUCUCAUUGCAGGAUGUUAUGCUGGGGAGACUGCAAAAUACUGAAGGGUUCACCUUUGGUUGUCAGUAAACACAAGAAGUAACCAUUUCACGGUUUCCAUUUUAAAGCUUUUGCUUCUUUUUCUCUUGGGAAAAGACAAAAUUACAGCAUAUUGGCAGUUACUUUUUGAAGUAAAAGUGCCAUGUUAUUGUUACUACAACAUUGGGGAAAAAAAUCAUUGAUAGCAAGUCAGAGCCAAAGGAAUAACAUUUUCAGAGAAAUUAAACACAUUUUCCAAAAUUCAGUUUUGAUUGUUGCAGAAUUAAUAAAUAUAUAUAUUCUCAAAACCCCUCUCUCCUUUAGGAAAUGAAAAUACAUCAUUCACCAGUGAAAGGUUGUUUUUCCAGAAGCACUGUGUGGCAGGCUGUUCAAAACGUGUUUUACAUAGGUGUACAACUUGGUCUUAACUUUCCCAUCUCUACAUUCAUUUAGUGGAUGCCAAAACCUGUGGAUGCAGCAUAGGCAGCCAUUAUCCUUAGAGGUGGUUUGUGGGAAUAAUGUUCCUGUGUCAUCUCUAUGAGCUGUGUUUGAUUCUAGGUCCUGUGUAUACUUGCUAUAUAGUGACAAAAAGAAAUAUCCCUCCAGGAAAUUAACUCCGCAGAAACUUUAAAAUAUAUAUAAAAAAAAAUAAUAAUAAAAAAAAUUAGUCUUUCAAUAAUCUUCAAUAAACAGAAGCUCUUGCAAAGAAAAAGUAGUUGUAGACUGGGAAGCAAAGGUGUUGUUGUGCAUGUCUGAGUUUAAAAAUAAUUAUGAUAUCUAAAUAUUUCCUGCACUGAAUUCAAGAUAAAUGCAUGUCUGAUACAAGAAACUUCAGCAAACUCACUUAACAAGCAGAGAAGACAGGAAUGUGAGUAAGACAAUUACUGUAUCACAUGCCAGCUGCAGAGAUGAAAACCCAAAGAAAAUGUGCUGGGAGUUUCCACAAGUAAUUUCAGUUCACUUUGCUCUCAGUCUCAUUCACUAUCACAACAGAUGCUAUCCACCCUAAUACUUACGGGAUUAUUCCAAUAUGUAUAUUGUCAGCAACCUAAUGUGUUGCAGAUUAUGCUCAAAAAACACUGAGGAUACACUUUGAGUCCAAGCCCACUUUUAGGGUUAACUGCAGCUUGUAAACUGACAGAAAUACAUAAGGCAAGCACAGAGGCUGGGGAGAAAAUUUAAAGGAAAAAAGGUUUGAAGGGGCAAGCUUAAAGGUGACAGUAAGGGUUCUUAACUGGUCUCUGUAUAUGGGGUUCUGAAGUCUGCUUGAAGAUCUGGAAUACAGUUGGCACUGGAAAAACAAAAACUUGAAAGCAAAAGAUCUCCCUCUUUUUUUUUUUUUGAGAAGGGAAAAGAGGCUUGGUCCCUAGUGAGGCAUUCACUUGCUCCAAAUAGGGAAUAAUAGAACUCCAGUAGAAAUUUUCCUUAAGCAUCUGGGAAUGUAUAUCGUUACAAUAUACAGUGGUUCCAAACAGUACUAUAAAUAAUUGAACAGAAGUAUUUGAUAGUAAAUUCUGAGGGUGUUUUAUUCUGUAUGUGUUAUGUAAAAUAAUCCAUAGGAAUUAUAGAGAAA